Messenger RNA from Phascolarctos cinereus (koala), 1675 nucleotides. NCBI's taxonomy places the organism in Eukaryota, Metazoa, Chordata, Mammalia, Diprotodontia, Phascolarctidae. The record is from RefSeq and is a predicted model, not a curated record.
AACAACAGGAACAGCUCCCAGAAGCCAGUCACGGCUGUCUGUCUGCCCAUCCACUCAGGACAUCUGUAGAUCUUCCACCCUGAAAGAUUUGUCAGAAGAUACUUUUGAGCAUUCCACCCCUGUCAUGGUACUGACUCCUACUUGUAGGGAGUCUAGUAAGAAACAAUUGAAACAGAGGUUUAGGCAGAGGAAGAGAGAGGCUUCUGAAAGAUAUGAGCAUGCAAAAAAGCAGAGAAAGGGGAAGAAAAGUAAAUUUCACCUCCCCAUCUCAAGUCCUCGAUGGAGAGAAUUCCAGAAAGAGAUGUCUGAUUCAUCUUCUACAGAUGAAAAUCAGUGGGUUCAGGCUCGGCAAAGGGCCCAAGAAAGAAGUAAGCUUCCCCGAAGAGGAAGAAGAAGCAAUAACAGGACAUGCAGAAACCUGGAUGGGUCCCCAGCUUCUAACACCAUUGAGGUUGUCCAUCUAGGGACCAGAGAUAAAGAGGAGUGGACAGAAUAUGACAGCUGCUCUUUAAACCACCAUAGGGGAAAGUCCAAGAGAUACAAAGAAUACAGUCUUUCACCAACUUUACAUCUCCUGAGGAAAAGAGUUUCACAAAAGACCUUGGUGGAAAUAGAAGCCAAAACCACUUUGGAGACCCACAGUCUUUGGCUUAUCUCAGGCCAAAUGAAGCUCCCAACGAAACUUUUUCAGAGAGAUAUUCAGGCACAGAGACAAUGCCAACAGUUUCAUGGCUGGAAGAACCAGUGGCUACAAAGACCUGUGUAACUAAUACUGCUCAGGAGCAUCCUGCCCCAUAUGAUGACAGGUGUGAUGAUGAUUCAGAAGUGUGCAGGAUCUGUCACUGUGAGGGAGAUGAUGAGAGCCCCCUUAUCACUCCAUGUCGCUGCACAGGAACUCUCCGGUUUGUUCACCAGGCCUGCCUGCACCAGUGGAUCAAGAGUUCAGACACCCGCUGCUGUGAGCUCUGCAAGUAUGACUUCAUCAUGGAGACCAAACUGAAACCACUCCGGAAGUGGGAGAAACUACAGAUGACGACAAGUGAGAGGAGGAAAAUAGUCUGCUCUGUCACAUUCCACAUUAUCGCUAUUACCUGUGUCGUGUGGUCACUGUAUGUAUUAAUAGAUCGGACGGCUGAGGAAAUCAAGCAAGGCAAUGACAAUGGUGUCCUCGAAUGGCCAUUCUGGACAAAACUGGUUGUGGUGGCCAUUGGCUUUACAGGAGGCCUUGUCUUCAUGUACGUACAGUGCAAAGUCUAUGUGCAGCUGUGGCGCAGGCUGAAGGCCUACAACCGUGUGAUCUUUGUGCAGAACUGCCCCGACACUGCCAAAAAGUUGGAAAAGAACCUCCCCUGUCAUGUGACCACAGACAUCAAGGAUGCCGUAGUAGUGCCCGUGUCACAAAUGGGUACAAAUGUACUGCUGACCACAGAGGGUGGAACCCCAGAAGUCAUACCAGUCUGAUGGAACCAGCUGACCUUGUUUUACCAGAGUCUGAAAUGCUUUCUAGCCCUCAGUGACUAGAGAGCAGAAGUGAUCUUGCAUUGUUUCCCCACCCUAACCCUAGCUACCAGCUCCUUACCUACCUUCCAACAAAACAAAAGAAAACUGCAUCAGAUGAAAUGGGACAAGUACAGCAAAUGACCAGGAUCCCACAAAGCUGGGCGGGGGGGGGGGG